UUGGCAACGCUCUCCCUCCUCUACAACCGCCAUCUUUCCCUAAUAAGCGUUGCCGCGUAUUGCGUGUGUAAACUCCCGUCAGUAAUAAAGAACACAUGUCCGAUUUAUUGUUACGCGUUUGUCGUUCGGGGACCGAAACCUACCGAGAUAACAUUCGCCGUUAGACCGCUCGACUGAGGACCUCGGACAAUCCCUCAGGAUGGACUUCCUGGAGUACCCGGACAUCUUCGCCGAGGUUAAGGGCGCUAUGACGCCGGGCAGGCUGAAGUUGACCGACCAGCACCUCAUCUUCAAGAAUCAGAAGACGGGGAAGGUCGAGCAGAUCUCCGCCUCCGACAUGGAGAUGGUCAACUACCAGAAGUUCAUCGGCACCUGGGGCCUGCGCAUCUUCCUGAAGAACGGCACUCUGCAUCGCUUCAAGGGCUUCAAGGAGAGCGAGCAGGAGAAGAUCGCCAAGUUCUUCUCCGCCAAUUACAAGAAGGACAUGUUGGAGAAGGAGCUGAGCCUGAAGGGCUGGAACUGGGGCACCGCAAAGUUCAACGGUUCCGUCUUGAGCUUCGACGUCGGCCACCACACCGCCUUCGAGAUACCCUUGUACGACGUGUCUCAGUGUAAUACGGGGAAGAACGAGGUGACGCUGGAGUUCCAUCAGAACGACGACGCCCCGGUCAGCCUGAUGGAGAUGAGGUUUCACAUUCCUGUCAGCGACAGCACUGAUCAGGACCACGUCGAGGCGUUCCAUCAGCAGGUUAUGGAGAAGGCAUCUGUUAUCAGCGUAAGCGGGGACGCAAUUGCGAUAUUCAGGGAGAUUCACUGUCUAACGCCGCGUGGUCGUUACGACAUCAAGAUCUUCCAGAGCUUUUUCCAGCUGCACGGUAAAACCUUCGAUUACAAAAUACCCAUGUCCACCGUACUGAGGCUCUUCUUGCUGCCGCACAAGGACAGUCGGCAAAUGUUCUUCGUCGUGAGCCUGGACCCACCUAUCAAGCAAGGCCAGACGCGGUAUCACUACUUGGUUCUGCUCUUCAAUCAGGAAGAGGAGACCUCGAUCGAGUUGCCGUUUACCGAGAAGGAAUUAAAGGAAAAGUAUGACGAUAAGCUGACUAAAGAGUUAUCGGGAUCCACGUACGAGGUACUCGGCAAGGUGAUGAAAGUGAUCAUAAACCGAAAGUUGACCGGGCCUGGACACUUCACCGGUCACAGCGGGACACCCGCCAUCGGUUGCUCCUUCAAAGCCGCUGCAGGGUAUCUAUAUCCGCUCGAGCGAGGUUUUAUUUACGUGCACAAACCUCCAAUACACAUUCGCUUCGAGGAAAUAGCCUCGGUAAACUUUGCCCGUGGCGGCGGCUCGACUAGGUCGUUUGAUUUCGAGAUCGAGCUUACCAGUGGAGUGGUGCACACAUUUAGCAGCAUUGAAAAGGAGGAGUAUGGUAAAUUGUUCGAUUUUAUCACGGCGAAGAAAUUGCGUGUCAAGAAUCGCGGCAAGAGCGACAAGCUCAAUUACGACGAGGACUUUGGUGACAGCGAUCAGGAGGACGAGCCAGACGCUUACUUGGCGCGAGUCAAGGCGGAGGCGGAGGAACGCGACGGCGGGGAGAAUCAAGAUUCCGAGGAAGGCUCGACCGAUGAAGACUUCAAUCCGAAUCAAGAUGAAAGUGACGUCGCAGAGGAGUACGACAGUAAUCCCAACAGUUCUGACAGCGAGGAAGCUUCCGACGCGUCUGCGACUAGUCACAAGAAGGACAAGAAAGAGAAGAAGGAGAAGAAAUCCAAGUCGGCGAAAACGGUGUCGGAGAAACCGCGAAAGCAGAGGAAACAGAAGAAGGAGAGGGACGCGAACAAGCCGAAGAGGCCCCCAACGGCGUUCAUGCUGUGGCUGAAUAGCUCGCGCGACAAAAUCAAGGCGAACAAUCCGGGAAUAGCCGUGACGGAAAUUGCGAAAAUGGGAGGCGAGAUGUGGCGGGAGCUCAAGGACAAAUCUGAAUGGGAGGCAAAGGCGGCGAAGGCCAAAAAGGAAUAUGCGGCAUCGAUGAAGGAAUACGAAGCGAGCGGGGGUGCUAAAGCUUUUAAGGAAAAGAAGACUGAGAAAAAGAAGAAGGAAACUAAGAAAGAGUCGCCUGGCAAACAAAUGACUGGCCCAUCUUUCAAAAGCAAAGAGUAUAUUAGCGAUGACGAUAGUAGCAGCGACGAGAGCAAAAAGUCCGAAAAGAAGCGUUCCGAUGAGAGCGAAAACGAGAAGAAGAAAAGACCCGAGAAGAAGCCGGUGGAAGAUGCUGGGAAAAAGACGGUGAAAAAGGAGAAACCAGGUCAGUCGGAUGCGAGCGACGAGGAUGCUGGGAAGAAGACGGUGAAGGAGAAACGAAGUCCGUCAGAUGCAAGCGACGAGGAUACUGGGAAAAAGCCGGCGAAGAAGGCGAAACGAAGUCGGUCGGACGAGAGCGAUGCGGAAGAACCCAUAGAGAGUACUCCAUCCUCGUCCGAUGUGGAAUCUAACAGCGAUUAAUAUAUGUUACAAGAAUUUAAGUAGACGUUCCCGUUUUUGUCAGAUGUGUAUUACUUAUCGAAUUUGUACUUCACUAUUAAAAUUUUGAAAAUGAAUUACAUUUUUAUAUUUAUAAUCACAAGGAAA
Molecule: messenger RNA, 2629 nt
Organism: Vollenhovia emeryi
Lineage: Eukaryota; Metazoa; Arthropoda; Insecta; Hymenoptera; Formicidae
Gene: Ssrp
Product: FACT complex subunit Ssrp1
Exons: 4
Coding region: 200-2503 (767 amino acids)
Cellular component (GO): FACT complex; nucleus
Molecular function (GO): DNA binding; histone binding; nucleosome binding
Source: RefSeq, a predicted model, not a curated record